AAUAAAAAACACCGGUGCGAUUAAUUUUAUUAAAAACUUUACAUAAUUUAUCGAGUGCGUAACGUUGCUUUCCACCAAAUCAAUGAUAAUAUUAUGCCUCGUGUAAAAAUUGAUUACAUUGUUAGUUUUAGCAGUGAGGAUCCGGAUAAUCCGGCGAGUAACCUGCUAGCAUGGGACGUGAGCAAGAAGCGCUGGUUAUGCGCGAAAGGGGAGCCGUCGUGCUCCGUCGUCCUCCAGCUUCCGCGAGCUGUCAAGAUUUCUGCAGUACAUAUUGGAGCCCAUCACGCUGCCCUGGUGGAGGUGCUGGUGGGGCGCUCGGAGAAACCAAAUGAACCUUUUCAAGUGCUAGUGCCGAGUUGCGUAUUCCUGUCGCCGGCGGAGUCGCGUAAGGACGCGGGCGUGGAGCGCGUGCGCUCCUUCAGCGGCUCGCAGCUGGCCGCCGCGCGCGCGCAGCGCUGGGACCGCGUGCGCCUCGUGUGCUCGCAGCCCUACAACAAGCACUGCAAGUACGGGCUGAGCUUCGUGCACAUAUCGGAGCCGGAAGACGCGUCUGCGCCCGCGCCUGCCCCGGUCCCCAGUACCGUGGCGGGCCCGAGCCCGGUCCCCGGCGCGGCGCUGGCGCGGCUGUUGGACGCGGGCUCGUCGUCGGAUGACGAGUUCAAGCCGGGGGAGCUGUUCGCACGGCACAACAGCUCACGGAACAGCACCGACACAGGCGCCCAAAUCAGACAGGCUACGUCACAAGCGCUCAAAAACAUAUCUGAUUCCGCCACCAAACUGGUGAAGACGCCUCUGUCUAAACACGGCUCAAAACGGACGAAUCAACCUGACGAUUCUUGCAGCUCGAACCGGCAGAGGGACGACCUGAUGUAUACGGACGACGACGAUAAGCCGCACGCGAAAAUAGACAACAUUGUACAGAGGCACAAGGACGAAAAGAGCAAAGACGAAGUUAAAAAGACUACUGAGAAAAAACAUGACAGAAAAGCUUCCAAUGAAAAUCCUGGUAGGGAUAAAAAGGAAGAUUCUCAUAAGCCCACUAGCGACAGAAGUAAAGACAAAAAUGAGAGGACACCAAAGGACGAUAGGAAGAACCGGACAGACCCUGUGAGUCAAGUAUCAAAAGAGGAACCGUCCACAAGUAGCAGUCGAGAUAACAGCGAAAAGGAUAGAAAAAGAUCUCGAGAUGAUAAUCAUCCUAAGAAAGCGGGCGGGGACUUCCAGUCGAUCCUGAAGGGCGUGGUGUUCGUGCUGAGCGGCUACGUGAACCCGCGCCGCGCUGCGUUGCGCGACAUAGGGCUUAGCCUGGGAGCGCGCUGCGAGCGCGACUGGGGACCCAACUGCACGCAUCUCAUUUGCGCGUUCCCCAACACGCCGAAGCUGAAGCAGGUGCGCGCGGCGCCGGGCGGCGGCACGGUGCCGGCGGCGCGCGGCGAGUGGCUGGAGGAGCAAGCGCGGCGCUCGCGGCGGCUGCCCUGGCGCGCCUUCGCCACCGAGCCCCAGCAUCAGCGCCCGCUCAGCGAGGAUGAAGAGGCGGACGAGCCGGCCGAUGACGAAUGUGACACCGAUGACGAAAUAGUAAAAGCGUUACGAAAACAAAAGAAACGUCGCACCGAAAGUUCGCCCAGCCCUCCGAAGAGCAAAAACUCCCAAAAUGAGAGCAGCAAACGAGACAAGAACGUGUCGAAUACGUCCCGAAACAGUGACGCGAACGGUUCGAAUACGUCACAGAAUAAUGUGUCAAACUCGUCGGACGUUAUGUUCGUUCGAGACGAGCGAAUACAGGGGAAUGUAACAGUCAACGAUUCCGACGACGAGAAGACUGAUGAAGAUGACGGAGAGGCCAGCGCGGUGCGCAUCGACAAGGCGCGCUCGCUGCCGAACAUAUUCGCGGGCCGCACGUUCGUCAUCGACGCGAGCGCGCGCGACACCUUCGACGCGGCUUUGUUGGAGCGCUACGUGCGGGCCUAUGGCGGCGUGCUGGUCGAUGCGGAGACGCUGGACGAGGACAGCAGCGUGAGCUACGUGCUGUGCGGAGCGGGUGUGGACGCGGGCGCGGGCGGGGCGGCGGGCGCGCGCGUUCGCGGCGAUUGGCUGUGGCGCUGCCACGCCGCGCGGGACCUCUACCCCGUGCAGGAUUACCUGCUUACGUGA
Molecule: messenger RNA, 2154 nt
Organism: Ostrinia nubilalis (European corn borer)
Lineage: Eukaryota; Metazoa; Arthropoda; Insecta; Lepidoptera; Crambidae
Gene: XRCC1
Product: DNA repair protein XRCC1
Exons: 11
Coding region: 94-2154 (686 amino acids)
Biological process (GO): single strand break repair; base-excision repair
Cellular component (GO): nucleus
Molecular function (GO): damaged DNA binding
Source: RefSeq, a predicted model, not a curated record